Messenger RNA from Linum trigynum, 1188 nucleotides. Lineage: Eukaryota; Viridiplantae; Streptophyta; Magnoliopsida; Malpighiales; Linaceae. The record is from the annotation of a GenBank genome assembly.
AUGACGAAUGCAAAGCAUAGCAAGGGAGGAAUCAAUGUUGCUGAGAAAGAUUCUUCCAUUGAGCUUUGGCAUAAGAGACUCGGUCAUUUGAGUGAGAAGGGGCUGCAAAUAUUGUCCAAGAAACAACUCUUUCCCGGAGCUAAAGGUACUCUUCUUAAAACUGGUGUUCAUUGCUUAGCCGGAAAAACUCAUAGAGUUGCAUUUCAUAGAUUUCCACCUUCUAGAAGGAGCAAGGUACUUGAUCUAAUUCACACUGAUGUUUGUUUUAUGCGAGAUAAAACUCUUGGUGGUGCAAGCUAUUAUGUUACCUUCAUCGAUGAUCACUCAAGGAAGGUGUGGACAUAUGCUUUGAAAACAAAGGAUCAAGUGCGAGAUGUUUUCAAGCAAUUUCAUGCUGAAGUGGAAAGGGAAACCGGCCUGAAGUUGAAGUGUGUAAGGGCUGAUAACGGGGGAGAGUAUAGAGGUCUAUUCGAAAGCUACAGUAGAUUGAACGGAAUUAAACUGCAGAAAAUUGUACCCAAGACUCCACAACAAAACGGUGUCGCCGAGAGGAUGAAUAGAACAAUUUGUGAGAGAAUCAAGUGUAUGCUCUCACAUGCCAAGCUACCUAAAUCAUUUUGGGGAGAAGCAAUGCGUACAGCGGUUGAUCUAAUCAAUCUCUCACCAUCGGUCCCAUUGGAGGGUGAUGUGCCUCAACGAGUAUGGACGGGAAAGGAAGUCUCAUAUGAACACUUGCGAGUGUUCGGUUGCAAAGCCUAUGUUCAUGUUCCAAAAGAUGAGAGAGCAAAGCUUGAUGACAAAGCAAAGCCAUGUAUAUUCAUGGGCUAUGGGCGUGAAGAGUUUGGGUACAGAUUAUGGGAUCCAAUUGCAAGGAAAAUUGUUCGGAGCCGGGAUGUGAUCUUUCUUGAAAAUGAGACAAGUGAAGACGUCGAAAGGGUUGAAAAGAAGAAAAAUACAGCAGCUGGUCCGGUUAAUUUGGAGCCUAUAUCUCCAUCCCAAAUGCAUGAAAAUGUUGAGGAAGUAGUGCAUGAUGAGCCCCAAGGUGCACUAGAUCAAGAAGUGCAAGGAGAAGAGCAAUUGGAGCAAGAAGAACAAGUUGAAGAAGAGCAACCUAUAUUGAACCAAGAAAGUCAACAAGAGAUCGCAAAGCUUCCACUUGGUACUCCCCUCAUGAGUACCUAUUGUUGA